UUUUUAAUUUAUAAGUAAAGCAAUCAGUGCAAUUUAGUAGCUGUUCAGAUUCCGCAGAGACGACAUCAUUGAUAUAGACCGUUUAAGAAAAGAAGUUUUCAUUUCGUUUCGUAAAUGAAAUAACUUCCUAAAAAUGAACAAGUUUAUACCUUUCGUUUUACUUUUAACGCUGGCAUUUUUGGCUUCAUUUUCCAAAGCCAGUGAAGAUGGUCAGGAUAUGAGGGUUUGCAUCGGUACCAAUGUACGUAUGUCAGUACCCCCAAACCGAAACCAUCAUUAUCGUAACUUACGCGAUCGCUUUACGAAUUGCACACACGUCGACGGAAAUUUAGAGUUAACAUGGCUCGAAAGUACCAACAUGGAUUUGAAUUUUUUACAGCAUAUUCGCGAAGUUUCGGGAUAUGUUUUGAUCAGCCAUGUGCAUGUGAAGAGCAUCAUUUUACCACGUUUGCAAAUUAUUCGUGGUCGAACUUUAUUCAAAUUGAACAUUUACGAUGAACAAUUUGGAUUAUUUGUAAGCUACUCGCAAAUGGAUUCGCUAGAAUUACCGGCACUACGUGAUAUUUUGUCUGGAUCGGUGUUCAUAUUCAACAAUCAAAAUCUCUGCUUUAUUCAAACGAUCAAUUGGGAAGAAAUUAUUACAGGACCAGGAGAAGUAUCGAGAUACGUAUACAAUUUUACAUUUCCUGAACCGGCGUGCCCGAAAUGCCAUCCAUCGUGCGUUGCCGGUUGUUGGGGCGAAGGAGCACACAACUGUCAGAAAUUCAGCAAAAUCAAUUGUUCGCCGCAAUGUGGAGAGGGUCGUUGCUUUGGCCCAAAUCCGCGUGAUUGCUGUCAUUUAUUUUGCGCUGGUGGUUGCACUGGUUCAACCCAGAAUGAGUGCUUAGCAUGUCGAAACUUUUACGAUGACGGCGUGUGUAAGCAUGAAUGUCCACCGAUGCAAAAGUACAAUCCAACAACUUAUCUAUGGGAACAAAAUCCAGACGGAAAAUACGCAUACGGAGCCACGUGUGUAAGAAAUUGUCCUGAGCAUUUACUUAAAGAUAACGGCGCUUGUGUGAGAACGUGUCCGGCGAAUAAAAUGGCGAAGAAUGGUGAAUGUGUUCUUUGCGAUGGCCCUUGCCCAAAGACAUGUCCGUUUGCAGGUGUUGUUCAUUCCGGUAAUAUUGAUUCGUUCCGCGGCUGCACUAUCAUCGAAGGAACACUCGAAAUAUUAGAUCAAACAUUCAACGGCUAUCAGCAAGUGUAUUCCAAUUUCUCGUUUGGGCCACGAUUCAUUAAAAUGCAUCCGGAUCGCAUGGAAGUGUUCUCAACUCUGCGUGAAGUGACUGGUUUCAUUAAUAUACAGGGAGAUCACCAAGAUUUCACAAAUCUGUCCUACUUUCGAAAUCUCGAAGUGAUCGGCGGUCGUCAAUUGCUCGAUACGAACUUUGCCUCCUUAUACAUUGUAAAAACCAACUUAAAGUCAUUAGAGCUACGUUCAUUGCGGCAAAUCAAUUUUGGGGCAGUUGUGAUACUGGAAAAUAAGAAUCUUUGCUUUGCCAACAAUAUCGACUGGAAGAAAAUCAAAAAGUCAGAUCAACACGAUUCAAUGAUUAGCAAUAAUAAGGACCCUGACGAAUGCAGGAGGCGUGUUCAAUACUGUUCAGAUGAAUGUACAGAGGCUGGAUGCUGGGGCGCCGGUCCCGAUCAAUGUUUAGCGUGUAAGCAUGUUAAGUACAAUAGAACUUGCUUGCAAACGUGUGAGAGUCAACAGAAUUUGUACACAACGCCUGAUAAAAACCAUUGUGGCCAAUGUCAUCCGGAAUGUAAGCGAUCGUGUACAGGACCCGAGGCCACUGAUUGUCUUGAAUGCGAACACGUUCGAGAUGGGGAGAAUUGCUUGGCCGUGUGUCCUAAUUCAAAAUAUGCUCGAAAUGGAAUCUGUGUCAAUUGCCAUGAAACAUGCACCGGUGGUUGCACUGGCCCGAGCGACACAAUUGGAGCGAAUGGAUGCAUAACAUGUGAAAGAGCUAUUAUCACGGACAAUAAAAUCGAACAAUGCUUGAAGAAGGAUGAAAAAUGUCCAGUUGGAUACUAUGACGAAAUCGUGAGAUGCCCAAUCGAAAGCCUUUAUAUUUGUUCCGAUCUAUUGAAACGGCUUGAUGGAAAAACGGUUUGCCGCAAAUUAAAAGAAACUGUUAUACAGUUGCCAAACACAAACAUCACAAUUGUAACACUAGAAAGCAGCAUUAACCCGAUUAUAAACAUUCUUGAAAGCAGCCAAACGUCAACAAUCAAUAUAUUAUAGAUAGAUGAGAUCAUAAUAAAAUCGAUGUGAAUUCUGUGAA
Sitodiplosis mosellana (orange wheat blossom midge) is the source of this 2330-nucleotide messenger RNA. Its product is annotated as epidermal growth factor receptor-like. Gene Ontology annotation, molecular function: transmembrane receptor protein tyrosine kinase activity. The transcript is spliced from 7 exons. The coding region runs from base 134 to 2290 and encodes 718 amino acids. Lineage: Eukaryota; Metazoa; Arthropoda; Insecta; Diptera; Cecidomyiidae. The record is from RefSeq and is a predicted model, not a curated record. Gene Ontology annotation, biological process: cell surface receptor protein tyrosine kinase signaling pathway; positive regulation of cell population proliferation; positive regulation of kinase activity. Gene Ontology annotation, cellular component: basal plasma membrane; signaling receptor complex.